Messenger RNA from Pelodiscus sinensis (Chinese soft-shelled turtle), 840 nucleotides. The record is from RefSeq and is a predicted model, not a curated record. Lineage: Eukaryota; Metazoa; Chordata; Testudines; Trionychidae.
AUGCCUGAAACACUUCCUGCAAAAAGCCAGAGAAAGCAAAGUAACCAGGCUCCCAAAUGUGAGGAGGAAGGAAAAAUUCCUCAGAGAGCAGCAAGAAGAGGGAGAAGCAAAGGAGCACAGGAUAAGCUGGCAAUAGAAGGACCAGAAAUUGCAGCUAUUCAGUCUCCAUUAGCCCAAGAGCAGCUCUCUGCACACUGCCCACACCCCAAGCAGACUGGAACUUCACAAAGAAGGAGAGAAUCUGCAGGAUGCCUUGGACAACCCUUUUCCAGGUAUGACUCUGCUGUCCUGUGUGAGAGCUCAAAGAUGGCAGCAGCUGCUCUCUCCAUGCCAAGCAAAGAUGUUGCUCUCCGUAUUAAAGAAAGGGUGAAAGCCCUUCGUCUGAAACAGGAGGAGAUAACCAAGGCUGCUGCAAUAAUUAAUGGGUUCAUUGACCCAUUCAUUAGAUACUUGAAAGAGUAUCCAGAGAGGCCCUACUUUAAGGAGGUGACCAAGUUGACCACGGGCAGCUACUAUGAGUUUGUGAAAAUUGAUCACCCAGAUGAAUUUGACGUAAUGCUGGCUCUGCCGGUUACAUGUUGUGUUCAGUGCACAGAAGUGGAUGGCUACAAUGGUGUCUACUACAAAGUUACUUUACCAAGGAAGUCCCGUAGCUUCCCCACACCUUUCCUGGAAGAUGGGAACACUGUGUCACCUGUGAAAAUCCUGGAGGAAUUCAGGAAACAUGUCAGUCAGUUCAUUGCAUCACACUACAGUGGUAAGCAAGUGUCUUUGACUGCCAGUUUCCAGGUAGUCCUCAUCAAUGUGCAGCGUCAUUCAAAAAAGCAAACAGAAUUUUAG